GUGGGGGGGGGCGGAGGCAAAGCACGGCCAGGGCUCAGACAGGACAUGGACUCGGUGCCUGGUCGCUGAGCCCUGCAGCUGGAAUACUUUUGGGGACCCUGGAAUACCUACGUUCAGCCAUCACAAGAGCAUGACGCAAACAUGAGCGGCGCCCAGACGGAAGCAGCAGCAGCAGCAGCAGCAGAGGAGAGGCCCGCCAGCGACGAGCUGGAGUGCAAGAUCUGCUACCAGCGCUACAAUGCCCACAACCGCAAGCCCAAGAUCCUGGACUGCCUGCACAGGGUGUGCGCCCGCUGCCUCAACAAGAUCCUGGACAUGGGCGACGGCUCGCAGUUCAUCAGCUGCCCGUUCUGCCGCCACGAGACGGAGGUCACCGAGUACGAGGUGGCGGGGCUGCCCGACGACUCCAACAUCAUGUCCAAGCUGGCCACGCGGGACAAGUCCUGGAGCUCGGACAGCAAGGAGGUGGUCCUGACCCCAAAGAACCUCUCGUCCUCCAGCCCGUCCCACGACUCCUCCAACUGCCUGGUCAUCACCAUCAUGGAGGUGCAGAGGGACCUGCAGCGCUCGCCCAGCCGAAACGGCAGCUCGGACUACUACGCGGAGCAGAGCCUGGACUCCGUGUCCGUCACCUCCAACGGCCCCGCGGACCAGGACGUCUUCUCCAAAUUCUGCAACCACGUGCCCAGGAUACUGGUCUGGCUGCUGGGCUUCUUCUACUUCGGCUCCCUGCCGCUGGGGAUCUACCUGCUGGUGAUCCAGCGGGUGACGCUGGGCAUCGUGUGCGUGAGCCUGGUGCCCUCCAGCCUGACUGUGUGCCUGGUGUACGGGUUCUGCCAGUGCCUGUGCCAGGGCAUGUGCGACUGCUCCUCCCGGAGCUGAAUGCGUGCGCCGGGGCACUGCCCGCUCCCCACGGCCUGGCGCCUGAGGCAGAGACGCACAGUACCUCCAACGCCAGCCGCCCACUUUCAAUGAUGCUUUAAAAAAAGUUUUAAAAAAGAAAGACAAAAAAAGGUGGAGAUUCCUCUCCGCAACACCUCUCCCAUGAGUUGUCAUAAAUGUCAGUUGUCCCACAUCAGAACCAGGUGUAGAUCGGGAUUUUUUUUUUUAAACACAGAGCACUCCUUAAGAGUAAUGUAACCUGGUAAGAUGCACUAUAGCACUUGCACUUAUUAGUAUUACAUUGUGGACGAGUACUGUGGUUUUGCUGUCAACCCUGGGAUGAUGUGACGUGUUACUUAUGCCCUGAAGUAGUCAACUUGUCUUUGUUUCUUUGAAUUUCACGAAUCUGAUCCAGAAUGCUUCAGUCUAAGCUUUGAGACCUGUAAAGUGGUCUUCAAAGGGACCUCUGCCUUAAAAAAGGAAAGGGGAACUACAGUACCAACUGCAGACAACCACAGAAAUCAAAUGGGAGGUUUUUAAAAAUUGAUUUUGUAUUUAUUUAUAAAAUACAUUAAAUUGAAAGCGCAAAAUUACAGAUCCAAAUGGUCUCAUAAUGAAGUUUAUUUGUGUGUUGCUGUUCUAAAUAGUGACUUGUCUGCUGUUAAAAAAAUCUAUGGAAAAUUCAUAGCUAUCAUUCAUGUGCCAACAUUGACAUUUUAGGUUCUUCUAAAUGUUUGAUGUUAAAACUGUGAACACUAGAAUGUUUGACUGUUCUUAAAUCAUUUUUAACAUUUUCAUCUUAAAUAAUAUGCAAUGAUUUGAAAAUGUAUGGACUUUAAAAUAUUUUUUCGCUUCUCUUGGUAAUAGAAUUAUACACAGGAAACCAGAACGUGAUUAAACAAAUUAAAUUUCCAUGGACCAAAACAAAA
Anguilla anguilla (European eel) is the source of this 1811-nucleotide messenger RNA. RefSeq lists its product as uncharacterized. NCBI's taxonomy places the organism in Eukaryota, Metazoa, Chordata, Actinopteri, Anguilliformes, Anguillidae. The transcript has 2 exons. The coding region runs from base 142 to 882 and encodes 246 amino acids. The record is from RefSeq and is a predicted model, not a curated record.